This is a messenger RNA of Betta splendens (Siamese fighting fish), 945 nucleotides long. RefSeq names its product olfactory receptor 2A25-like. Gene Ontology annotation, biological process: G protein-coupled receptor signaling pathway. NCBI's taxonomy places the organism in Eukaryota, Metazoa, Chordata, Actinopteri, Anabantiformes, Osphronemidae. Bases 1 to 945 code for a protein of 314 amino acids. The transcript has a single exon. Gene Ontology annotation, molecular function: olfactory receptor activity; G protein-coupled receptor activity. The record is from RefSeq and is a predicted model, not a curated record. Gene Ontology annotation, cellular component: membrane.
AUGGAGAACCAGAGCCGUCCCGAGGAUAUGCUGCUCCUGGAGGGGCUACAGGUCAGCACUCAGACCUCCGUCCUGUCCUUCAGCCUUCUCCUGCUCAUCUACAUCUUUAUUAUGCUGACCAACAUCAGCCUGCUCAUUCUGAUCUUUAGCAGCAGGAGCCUCGAGCAGCCAAUGUACAUGUUCCUCUGUAACAUGAGUAUUAAUGAUGUUUUUGGGGCAACAAUAGUCAUUCCUCACAUGCUCAAAGGUCUUCUACUGUUGAACUCAGAGCGGAGCAUGCAUUACGCUGACUGUGCCUUUCAGGCCCUCUGUGUUCACCUCCAUGCGAGUGCUUCUCACACUGUUCUCAUGAUCAUGGCAUUUGACCGGUACGUGGCCAUCUGCAACCCGCUGCGUUAUGCCACCAUCAUGACCAAGAGGAUGGUGGUGAGCCUGUCAGUCACAGCCUGGGCAACAGCUUUUGUGUUGGUAGUAAUACUUGUAGGUCUCAGCGUCCGCCUGUCGCGCUGCAGGUCAGUGAUAUUGAACCCAUUUUGUGAUAACGCCUCAUUGUUUAAACUGUCCUGUGACAAUGACAGUGUCCUUAUUAACAACAUCUAUGGCCUCGGCUACACCGUAGUCUUGCUGGGAUCCUCUAUUGGCAGCGUCACAAUAACCUAUCUGAAAAUCGCUAUCUUAUGUCUGAGCAGCAGAAACAAGGUGAUGAACAGUAGAGCGCUGCAGACCUGUACCACCCACUUGGCUGUGUACGUGAUCCUGCUGCUGUCGGCCUUCAUCAUCGUCAUUCUGCAUCGUUACCCUGACUUGUCAAGCCACAGGAAAGUGGCGGCUGUCCUGGGACAUGUGGCCUUGCCUGCUCUCAAUCCUGUCAUCUAUGGGCUGCAAAUCAAAGAGGUGAGGCAUAGCAUUGUUUCCGUGCUGUACAAGAACAAAGUGACUGCAUGA